GAAGCUUUGAAAAAGAAAAACAAUUGUUGAUCCAAACACUGUAUAUAAACCCGACUAUUGAAAAGGAAGUUUCUUUGAAAAUAAAAAAGAAGCAAAAAAGAAAAAGAAAAGAAACAAGAAGAAGAGUGAAGAGGGAGCAACUCUUUAUCUUCUUCAUUUUUUUUUUCAUUAGCUGUCGCUUUAAAGGUCGCUGCUUGGUGCUUUGCGAAGGCAAAAAAAAAAGGUCCUAAACUAUAGCCGCAGCAACAGCAACAACAACAACGCCAGCUGCUGCUGUUUUCAUCAAUUUAUAAUAUUUUCGAUUCCUUAAAAGAAAACCCUUUUUUUUAUUGCUGCCUUUUUAGCCGUGAUGGGUUGUACAGGAUCCAAGCGAACCAGGGGUGACGAAAAUGUGAAGAAAAUCAGGAAACCAAAACCUUGGAAACAUUCCGAACCGAUUACGAGGACACAACUUAAGCAGAUGCGUGAUGAAUUUUGGGAUACAGCUCCUCACUACGGUGGCCAGAGAGAGAUAUGGGAUGCUCUUCGAGUUGCGGCAGAAUCUGAGCUAACCCACGCUCAAGCAAUUAUCAAUAGUGCAGGGGUGAUUGUCCAGAACGACGAUCUAACAAUUUGCUACGAUGAAAGAGGUGCCAAGUAUGAACUACCAAAGUAUGUAUUGAGCGAGCCGAUCAAUAUGAUUCACGAGAACUGACGAGAGAAACCGGAAAAAAAGGGUACAGAAAUUCAUUUAGACUGUAAAUUAAGGUCAUUAUCCUCUGGUUAAAAUCCACAUUUGUGUACACAAUAUAGUAGUUAGUGCCAGUAAAAGGUUUCAGCUAUGUCUUGAACCUUGUGGGCUUCAAGUAAAAACAGUUUUUUUUUUUAUGCUAAAGGAGACAAUAAGAGAAUAUAAGUACAUUUUAUGGUGUAUUAUGAAUUCAAAUAUUUCAUUUUAAAAGCUACAGAUUUUAUUUUUA
This is a messenger RNA of Gossypium raimondii (Peruvian cotton), 959 nucleotides long. RefSeq lists its product as uncharacterized. Lineage: Eukaryota; Viridiplantae; Streptophyta; Magnoliopsida; Malvales; Malvaceae. Bases 350 to 694 code for a protein of 114 amino acids. The transcript has 4 exons. The record is from RefSeq and is a predicted model, not a curated record.